Mirounga angustirostris (Northern elephant seal) is the source of this 2910-nucleotide messenger RNA. It is a transcript of the gene IFT70B, whose product is annotated as intraflagellar transport 70B. The record is from RefSeq and is a predicted model, not a curated record. Gene Ontology annotation, molecular function: protein binding; intraciliary transport particle B binding. The coding region runs from base 288 to 2285 and encodes 665 amino acids. Gene Ontology annotation, biological process: intraciliary transport. NCBI's taxonomy places the organism in Eukaryota, Metazoa, Chordata, Mammalia, Carnivora, Phocidae. Gene Ontology annotation, cellular component: intraciliary transport particle B; axonemal microtubule. The transcript has a single exon.
GGCGCGAUUGGACCGGAGCAUGACGGGACGUGGAGUUUCGGUCCCCGAACUACCGGGAGGAGUUUCUUCUUUGCUAACGCCGCUCACACUCUGGAGUCUUGGUGACAGGCCAUAUAUGAGAUACAUUAGUGACUCCUUUCUAACCCUAGUCUGGUCUUCACCCUGCAAAGUAACUUUGGAGUAAGCAAAAAACCACAAAAAGAAAAAAACUGAAAUAUUCUUUGUGUCUUCCGUUUCCGGCGGGCUUGUUGCCGUGGUAACCAGCGCGCACCACCACCGCGGCGGUUAUGGCCGGGCUGAGCGGCGCGCAGAUCCCGGAUGGGGAGUUCACCGCCGUCGUGUACCGCCUCAUCCGCGAUUCCCGCUACGCCGAGGCGGUGCAGCUGCUGGGCGGCGAGCUCCAGCGGAGCCCGAGGAGCCGCGCCGGCCUGUCGCUGCUGGGCUACUGCUACUACCGCCUGCAGGAGUUCGCGCUGGCCGCCGAGUGCUAUGAGCAGCUGGGCCAGCUGCACCCCGAACUGGAGCAGUACCGCCUGUACCAGGCCCAGGCCCUGUACAAGGCCUGCCUUUACCCAGAGGCCACCCGGGUGGCCUUCCUCCUGCUGGACAACCCCGCCUACCACAGCCGGGUCCUCCGUCUGCAAGCCGCGAUCAAGUACAGCGAGGGCGACCUGCCAGGGGCCAAGAGCCUGGUGGAGCAGCUGCUGAGUGGGGAAGGGGGAGAGGACGGUGGGGGCGAGAACGAGCCCGACGGCCAGGUCAACCUGGGUUGUUUGCUCUACAAGGAGGGCCAGUAUGAAGCCGCGUGCUCCAAGUUCUUGGCGGCCCUCCAGGCUUCGGGCUACCGGCCUGACCUUUCCUACAACCUGGCUUUGGCCUAUUACAGCCGCCGGCACUAUGCCCCGGCGCUCAAGUACAUCGCCGACAUCAUUGAGCGUGGCAUCCGCCAGCACCCGGAGCUAGGUGUGGGCAUGACCACGGAGGGCAUUGAUGUUCGAAGCGUUGGCAACACCUUAGUCCUUCACCAGACUGCCCUGGUGGAAGCCUUCAACCUCAAGGCAGCCAUCGAGUACCAACUGAGAAACUAUGAGGCGGCCCAGGAAGCCCUCACUGACAUGCCACCUCGGGCAGAAGAAGAGUUAGACCCCGUGACCCUGCACAACCAGGCGCUCAUGAACAUGGACGCCAGGCCUACGGAGGGGUUUGAAAAGCUACAAUUUUUGCUCCAACAGAACCCCUUCCCCCCAGAGACCUUUGGCAACCUGCUGUUGCUCUACUGUAAGUAUGAGUAUUUUGACCUGGCAGCCGAUGUCCUGGCAGAGAAUGCCCAUUUGACCUACAGGUUGCUCACACCCUAUCUCUAUGACUUCCUGGAUGCCAUGAUCACUUGCCAGACAGCCCCUGAGGAGGCUUUCGUUAAGCUUGAUGGGCUAGCAGGGAUGCUGACUGAACAGCUCCGGAGACUCACCAUACAAGUUCAGGAAGCAAGACACAAUAGGGACGAUGAAGCUGUCAAAAAGGCAGUGAAUGAGUAUGAUGACACUCUGGAGAAGUAUAUUCCCGUGUUGAUGGCCCAGGCAAAGAUCUACUGGAACCUGGAGAAUUAUCCAAUGGUGGAAAAGAUCUUCCGCAAAUCUGUGGAAUUCUGUAAUGACCAUGAUGUGUGGAAGCUGAAUGUGGCUCACGUCCUGUUCAUGCAGGAAAACAAAUACAAAGAAGCUAUCGGUUUCUAUGAACCCAUAGUCAAGAAGCAUUAUGACAACAUCCUGAACGUCAGUGCUAUUGUGCUGGCUAAUCUGUGUGUUUCAUACAUUAUGACAAGUCAGAAUGAAGAAGCUGAGGAGUUGAUGAGAAAGAUCGAAAAGGAGGAAGAGCAGCUGUCCUAUGAUGACCCAGAUAAGAAAAUCUACCACCUCUGCAUUGUGAAUUUGGUGAUAGGGACCCUCUAUUGUGCCAAAGGAAAUUAUGACUUUGGUAUUUCUCGGGUUAUCAAAAGCCUGGAACCUUACCAUAAGAAACUGGGAACUGAUACCUGGUAUUAUGCCAAAAGAUGCUUCCUGUCCUUAUUAGAAAACAUGUCAAAACACACAAUCAUGCUUCGUGACAGUGUUAUUCAAGAAUGUGUCCAGUUUCUACAACAAUGUGAACUUUAUGGCAGGAACAUACCUGCCAUUAUUGAACAACCCCUGGAAGAAGAAAGAAUGCAUACUGGAAAGAAUACAGUCACCUAUGAAUCCAGACAGUUAAAAGCUUUGAUUUAUGAGAUUAUAGGAUGGAAUAUAUAGUCAUGCCUGAUAGUCUUUUAUCAUAAUAGCUUUAUAUAUCUGCAUUUUAUAGUUUUAUCUAUAUUUGGCCAUUGGCAUCUUUACAUUUGUCACAUGUUAAACUUUGUAAAAUUUGAAAAUCAUAUUAAUUAGAUUAACCUUAUUUUAAGUUUGACACCUAGAAAGAUAUAUGAAAAAUUCAAAACUGAAUUGGGACUCUGUGUUUAUUAGAACCUGUAGUGCCUAUUUUCCCUCUCCUUUGUUAUCAUUUGUGCUUGGCUGUAUUUAGAGAGUCCCCUACACAGGGAUUACAGUUUCCAGCACUAUCUUGGCACUAUCAAGCCCAGAACAGAGUAGUUAACAUACAGGAUUUCUGGGUUUUUAGUAUUAAGUUUUAGGGAUUAUGUGUUCUAUUCUCACAACUUACCCUCAUAUUAAUUUGAAAUGCACACAUUUUGCAUAGAGUUUAAGAUGUUUGGGCAGGGUUUUUCAAUAUAGAUUUAACUUUCUGUAACCAAAAUCCCUUAGGUGAUAAAUGUUUGGUUUCUUGUUUUCUUAAUGUACAAGAUUCAGUGGAAAAUCUUGUGCCCUUAACAAAAUUAUGGUGCUGUGGUAUAAAGACAAUAAACAAUUGCUGAAGAAACAA